This is a messenger RNA of Chrysoperla carnea, 1915 nucleotides long. RefSeq names its product L-ascorbate oxidase-like. The coding region runs from base 44 to 1882 and encodes 612 amino acids. The record is from RefSeq and is a predicted model, not a curated record. Gene Ontology annotation, cellular component: plasma membrane. The transcript is spliced from 10 exons. Lineage: Eukaryota; Metazoa; Arthropoda; Insecta; Neuroptera; Chrysopidae. Gene Ontology annotation, molecular function: copper ion binding; oxidoreductase activity. Gene Ontology annotation, biological process: iron ion transport.
UUUCGAUUCUUAUUCGAAUAUCCAAAAAUCCAUCCAUCCAGAAAUGUUCAUAAAAUUUUUAAUUUUUGUGUUUUACACUUUAGAAGUGUUUGCUGACAAUGGAACUCUGCUGUCUCUCGAUGGACACGAACAUGAAUGUUAUCGAGAAUGUAAACAUGGUGAAAGCAAAGUAUGUGUUUACAAUUUCAUAGUAUCUACCUACAGUACAAUGUCAACGGAUUGUGGAAACUGUCCCUUUAAUCAAAGUGAUUGUGAAAAUCCACUUUGUGUAACGGCUAGUGGUAAACAACGAGUAAUAACCACAGCAAAUUAUAAAAUACCUGGACCUGCAGUUUUGGUUUGUCUGAACGAUACAAUAAUCGUUAAUCUCCAUAACAAAUUGGAAACCGAUAGUACAUCUAUACAUUUUCAUGGUGAACAUCAGCAUGGAACUCCAUGGAUGGAUGGAGUACCAUUUGUAACACAAUGUCCUGUUUUACCUGGCGAAAUAUUCCAAUAUAAAUUUAUUGCUCGCACUGGUGGUACACAUAUGUGGCAUGGCCAUACAGGCUUCCAUGAAUCUGAUGGUUUAUUUGGACAAUUUGUUGUAAGAACUCCAGAAGAUUUUAAUAAUCUUGAAUACGAUUAUGAUUUAGCGGAACAUACAAUGAUAUUAUGGCAUUGGUCUGACCGUCCCCUAGGAGAAAUAUGUGCAUUGCAGGAUUUUUCAGGGGCUGCAUUAUCACCGUACGAUAUUAUAAUUAACGGGAAGUCAGGAAAGGAAGUUUAUACUAAAGACGGUAAAAACUAUACAACACCAUUAGCUGUUUUCGAAGUGACAAAGGGUAACCGCUAUAGAUUCCGUGUGAUGAAAAACAGUCAUUUGUACUGUCCAGUUCAAAUUUCCAUUGAUAAUCAUAAUCUUACAAUGAUUGCAAGCGAUAGCGGGGAAUUUAAUCCUAUUGAAGUUGAAUCUUUUAUUAUAAAUGCUGGAGAACGAUACGACUUUGUGUUAAAUGCAAAUGCCCCAAUUGGAACCUAUUGGAUACGGGUACGUGGUGUAGGUUCCGCUUGUUCUUCUGCAAAAAUACAUCAACAAGCUAUUUUGAAGUACAAAGAAAGUACAGAGGUACUAAGAAAGGGUUUGGUCAAGUAUGAUGAAGCUGAUAGAUCCGGAAAACUUUUGAAUCCUGUGAGUUUAGCUUUGACAUCUUAUACUGAAAAUGAUGUGAUUCUAGUUUCAGAACUUGAAAGUUCUAAGCCAACUCGAAAUAUUAGUGGAACACCUGAUACAACUAUUUAUUUUGAAUUGAAACUGAAUUCAUUUAAGUCCCAACGCUCAAGCUAUGUUCAAAUUAAUCAUUUAACUUUUUCCAAUCCUAAAUCACCGCCGGUAUCACAAUGGAACGAUACUAAUAUUGGUUGUGAUUCAAAACUAAAACAUUAUAAUUGCAUUGAUGAGCUUUGUACAUGCCCCUACACAGAAUCAAUUAAAAAAGGCGAUUUAGUAGAAUUUGUUUUGGUUGCAUUAGAUCUAUUCCCAAUUGGUGAUCAUCCAUUUCAUUUGCACGGUAAUAGUUUUCAAGUAGUUGCAAUGAAAACUAUCGGAGAAAAUAUAUCCGUGGAAAAUAUUCGAAGAGAAAAUUUAGCAGGACAAAUUCCAAAAAAGCUUGACAGAGUACCAUACAAAGAUACUAUUUCAGUUCCAAGUCAAGGUUUUGUUAUUUUGCGAUUUGUCGCCAAUAAUCCAGGUUAUUGGUUCUUCCAUUGUCAUAUAACGGUACACGCUACAAAAGGUAUGGCCGUAAUAAUAAAAGUUGGUGAGAACGGUGAAGAUAUACCAGCAGCACCCCAAGAUAUACCCAAAUGUGGAGAUUUUCCAAGUUUUUCACAGUAUUAUUAAAAAUCAGUAUUUGUAUGUUCUUAAUUUUUUAUA